Salvelinus fontinalis (brook trout) is the source of this 2782-nucleotide messenger RNA. RefSeq names its product DEAD (Asp-Glu-Ala-Asp) box polypeptide 52 (gene ddx52). Gene Ontology annotation, biological process: maturation of SSU-rRNA. The record is from RefSeq and is a predicted model, not a curated record. Gene Ontology annotation, molecular function: nucleic acid binding; RNA helicase activity; ATP binding. The coding region runs from base 342 to 2243 and encodes 633 amino acids. Lineage: Eukaryota; Metazoa; Chordata; Actinopteri; Salmoniformes; Salmonidae. Gene Ontology annotation, cellular component: 90S preribosome. The transcript is spliced from 15 exons.
CUAGCUGCAUGCUUUCUCUGUUCAUUCACAACAACGUCUCGUUAAUUAGAGAGGAUCUGUAGAGGAAGUUAACACAUCACGGUGUUGUUCAAUAAUAGUGACGUCCUCACUACAAAUACUGCCGUUUGAAACAUGGAAAAUACCAAACGUAACCAUGCAAACGAAAUAGGUUUUACUCUGGCUUCCAUAUUCCACUGAUGAGACAAUAGCGACGUUGUGUGGACACAGGAAGUACAACUAUGCAAACACAUCCAGGCUUUAUAAUCAAGCGACGAAUCACCGGUUGGUUUAACUAGACUGGGAUUGAGUCGUCAUGCCUUUGUCGUCUCCACGCUGUUUCAAUGGACGCUUUCGACUUGUUUCGUAAACUCGGAGCCGGAGCGAAAUUUGAUUUCAAGAGGUUUGGAAAAGAUGCCGAACGAUUUAAGGUGGUCAGGUCCCAAGAGAAAGAUGUAUCUGACCACUAUGGGAUCGACUUCUUCGGAACCGGAGGAACCCACGGCAACAAGGAGCAGAGAGCGGCGGAGAAGCAAGAAGAGGAGGGAGAGGUAGAUGCUGUUGCAGGGAAAAGGAAACUACAGGAUGAGGAGAAGACUGCAAAGAAGAAAAAGAAAGAUACUCAGGCUGAAGUGGCGUGUGAGGAGAACGAGGGCAUCCUGUGGACCUCCUCUGCAGACAGGAAGUCUAAAGGCUUGAAGGAGGGGAGGGACAGAGACAAGACAUCCAUGAAGAGACUCCAACACCUCCACCAAGAGAAUGUGAACCGUGUCCGCACGCAGAAUCGUAUCAACGUGCACGGCUGUGACGUGCCUGACCCAGUGUGCACGUUCUCCGAGCUGCAGUCCGAGUACAACCUGAACCCACGCGUCCUCCAGAACUUGUCCGCAGCUGGACUCACCAUACCCACGCCCAUCCAGAUGCAGGCUAUACCCCUGAUGAUGCAUGGUCGUGAGUUGUUGGCGUGUGCUCCGACAGGUUCGGGGAAGACUCUAGCGUUCUCUCUCCCUCUCCUGACACACCUGAAACAGCCUGCUAACCUCGGCAUCAGAGCUCUGAUCAUCUCUCCCACCAGGGAACUGGCCAGCCAGACCCACAGGGAGUUGGUGCGUCUGUCGGAGGGCGUCGGGUUCAGAGUUCACAUCCUAGACAAGGCCUCCAUGGCAGCCAGGAGGCACGCUACCAGCUCUAACAACAAAUCUGAUAUUCUGAUCAGUACCCCCAAUAGACUGGUGUUCCUCCUGAAGCAGGAUGCUCUAGACCUCAGCAGUGUGGAAUGGUUGGUGGUGGACGAGAGUGAUAAGCUGUUUGAGGAUGGUCGUAGAGGCUUCAGAGACCAGCUAGCGGCGGUGUUCCAGGCGUGUUCCUCCCCGCGGGUCAGACGAGCGUUCUACAGCGCUACCUGUGCUCCAGAUGUGGAACAGUGGUGUCGCCUCAACCUCGACAACCUGGUGUCUGUCAACAUUGGACACAGGAACUCUGCGGUCGAGACAGUAGAACAGGAGCUGCUGUUUGUUGGAACAGAGAACGGGAAGUUACUGGCCGUGAGGGACAUAAUCAAGAAGGGUUUCUUACCCCCCAUGCUGGUGUUUGUCCAGUCUAUUGAUCGAGCCAGAGAGCUCUUCCAUGAGCUGGUCUACGAAGGAAUCAACGUAGACAUUAUACACGCUGACCGAACACAGCAACAGAGAGACAACGUGAUCACUAGUUUCCGGUCGGGUGAUAUCUGGGUGUUGAUCUGUACGGCCCUGCUCGCCCGAGGUAUGGACUUUAAGGGUGUCAACCUGGUGCUGAACUACGACUUCCCUACCAGCGCUGUGGAAUACAUCCACCGCAUCGGUCGUACUGGCAGGGCUGGACGCACAGGGAAAGCUGUCACCUUCUUCACCGAGGAUGACAAGCCUCUUCUACGCAGUAUUGCCAAUGUGAUCAAGCAGGCAGGUUGUCCUGUCCCUGGCUACAUGGUUGGUUUUAAAAAGAUACACAGUAAGGUGAAACGGCAGCUCCAGAAGAAACCACCGAAGAGGAGCACUAUCCGUACCACCCCUCAAUUUGUACCGACGAAGGGAAAAGGAGGAGAGAAGACUGGAGGACAGAAGAAAAUAAAGAAGAAAGGAGGACUUGGAGGAGCAAAGAAAGGAGUUGACGGACCGGAGACGAAGGGAGCUGAAGGACAGACGUCGUCUGUAGGAGUCCAGUCUAAGGUCCAGGGGACGAGGAAAAAGAAGAAAGGAAAGAAGAACUGAAGACAAGGAGAUGGGGAAGACAAGGAGAUGAAAGGAAGGAGAAAACCGAUGGAGAUGGGUAGACAGGCAGAUGGAAGGAGAUGGGUAGACAGGCAGAUGGAAGGAGAUGGGUAGACAGGCAGAUGGAAGGAGAUGGGUAGACAGGCAGAUGGAAGGAGAUGGGUAGACAGGCAGAUGGAAGGAGAUGGGUAGACAGGCAGAUGGAAGGAGAUGGGUAGACAGGCAGAUGGAAGGAGAUGGGUAGACAGGCAGAUGGAAGGAGAUGGGUAGACAGGCAGAUGGAAGGAGAUGGGUAGACGGGCAGAUGGAAGGAGAUGGGUAGACGGGCAGAUGGAAGGAGAUGGGUAGACGGGCAGAUGGAAGGAGAUGGGUAGACAGGCAGAUGGAAGGAGAUGGGUAGACAGGCAGAUGGAAGGAGAUGGGUAGACAGGCAGAUGGAAGGAGAUGGGUAGACAGGCAGAUGUGUAUGAUAUUACUGUUCUGUUGCUUACAGUGUGAUUUGUAUUUCUUGGACAUUCUAAUAAAAACAGUUGAUUUAA